This is a messenger RNA of Polypterus senegalus (gray bichir), 598 nucleotides long. Its product is annotated as gamma-crystallin S-1-like. The coding region runs from base 74 to 598 and encodes 174 amino acids. Gene Ontology annotation, molecular function: structural constituent of eye lens. The record is from RefSeq and is a predicted model, not a curated record. The transcript is spliced from 3 exons. Lineage: Eukaryota; Metazoa; Chordata; Cladistia; Polypteriformes; Polypteridae. Gene Ontology annotation, biological process: lens development in camera-type eye; visual perception.
CUUUGUUUAAGAGUAUAAAAGGGGGGCUCCUGUACCCUCCUGCAUCAGCGCAGGAGUCAACAGAACAUCCAAAAUGGGCAAGAUCAUCUUCUACGAGGACAGGAACUUCCAGGGGCGCUCCUAUGAGUGCAGCAGCGACUGUGCAGACAUGCACUCCUACUUCAGUCGCUGCAAUUCCAUCCGUGUGGACAGUGGUUACUGGGUGGUCUAUGAAAAACCCAACUACAUGGGCUACCAGUACAUCCUCAACCGCGGCGAGUAUCCCGACUACCAGCGCUGGAUGGGCUACAACGACUGCAUUAGGUCCUGCCGCAUGAUUCCACCAUACCGAGGCUCCUACAGGCUGAGGAUCUAUGAGAGACCUGAGUUUGGAGGCCAGAUGAUGGAGUUCACAGAUGACUGCCCCAAUGUCUACGACCGUUUCCGCUACAACGACAUCUUCUCCUGCAAUGUGAUGGAGGGCUACUGGAUCUUCUAUGAACAACCCAACUACAGGGGUCGCCAGUACUUCCUGAGACCUGGUGAAUACAGACGAUUCAGCGACUGGGGUGGCUUUAACUCCUCCAUCGGCUCUUUCCGUCGCAUCAUGGAUUUUUAA